GAAAUCAAUGUACAAAUACAGAAAAGGACAAGGAAGGAGAAAACACUGUUCUAUAUAGAACGCGACUUUGGUUGGAAUUGGAGAAAACCGGAAACGUCUUCGUGGUACACAACCUAAAUUCUGAAAGGGAAAAUAAAAUACAGCAGCAGUCAGAAAAUCCGACCGGUGAUUCCACAAUCUGGAUCGACGAUGGCAUCUUCCGAUCCGGAGAAAUUGAUCGCUAAAGCUGAUAAAAUGACGAAGCUCAGCUUGACGAGAUGGAAUGCUGAUUGGAGGAACGCCACUGUUCUGUACGAGCAGGCGGCAAAUGCAUAUAGGCUUGCGAGAAAGUAUGAUAAAGCAAAGGAAGCAUUCGAGAAAGCUUCCAAAGGACAAGAGAUGCAAUCUUCGCCUUGGGAUGCUGCAAAGCACAUGGAGUCUGCAGGAGUUAUGGCAAAGGAAGUAUGCAAAUGGAAUGAAGUAGCCGAUUUCUAUAGACGUGCAUCCGAGUUGUACGUUGAGGCCGGAAGGUCCCAGCCUGCAUCGGAUGCUCUUGCAAAGGGUGCUCGUGUUUUAGAAGAUAAGUGCCCUGAUGAAGCUAUCCAGCUUUACAUUGCUGCUUGUGAUAUUCUUGAAGAGGAUGGGAAGGAACAGAUGACCUUUGAUCUGUAUCGUGCUGUUGUGAGCGUUUAUGUAAAGCUUGAGAAGUACACAGAUGCUGCAACUUUUCUUUUAAAAUGGGCGGUGGCUGCUGACAAGUGCAAUGCUACGCACAGCCAGUGCAAGGCUUAUCUCAGUGCAAUUAUUGUAUAUCUCUAUGCACAUGACUUCCAGCAAGCAGAGAAAUGUCACAACGAUUGUUGCCAGGUUGAAGGUUUCUUCAACAGCGAACAAAAUCGUGCUGCGACUAAGCUACUCUCUGCCUACACUGAUGGUGAUGCUGAGGAAAUCAAGCGUGCGGCUCAAUCGAGUAUUAUUUCCAAUCUUGACCAUGUGAUCAUAAAGCUCGCGAGGAAAUUGCCGACUGGGGAUGUAACUGCAUUUAAGAGGGGUGCAGCAGAAGCACAAGAGGAUCCAUUUGAUGAAGAUGAUCUUACAUAAUCUCUUACUAAAAUCUAUAUGCUUGUAAUGAUAUCUCCUACUAAAAGUGAUAUAAUACACAUUCUACUUCUGUGUGAAUAUUUGCGGACACACUUGUUUNGUUU
Messenger RNA from Striga asiatica, 1184 nucleotides. NCBI's taxonomy places the organism in Eukaryota, Viridiplantae, Streptophyta, Magnoliopsida, Lamiales, Orobanchaceae. The record is from the annotation of a GenBank genome assembly.